Funneliformis geosporum is the source of this 702-nucleotide messenger RNA. Lineage: Eukaryota; Fungi; Glomeromycota; Glomeromycetes; Glomerales; Glomeraceae. The record is from the annotation of a GenBank genome assembly.
AUGCUAACUAUAAGUUUAAAUUUAUCUAAAAAGGUUGAAAAAGAAUUGGAAAAAGACCUCCGACAUUUAGAAGCAAUUACUAAAAAACCAAGAGAAUUCCAUAUCAAAAAGGCUUUAAUUCAGUAUUUAGAAGAAAUAGAAGAUAUUCAAGACGUUCAAGAACAUAUUAAAAAUCAAGGAAAAGCCAAAUAUUACACUUCUGAACAAUUAAAAAAAAACUUAAUUUGGAAUAAUGUUUAUCUCAAUAUUCCUUUCAAUGAACCAGAAUAUAAGAACUUGACUAACUUGCUUGAAUUUUCCCAAGUGGAGAAAGAGAAAAAGAAUUUAGCAGAAAUUAGCAAUAUAUUAUUCUCUGAUUUCUCCAACAAUUUUUAUGACUUAAAAAUUGAAAUAACUCGCUUAAAAAUUAGUGAACUGGUUAUUCAAAUUCCAACUAAAAAAACAGAGUUAGAGAAAAAAAUCACUAAUACUAAAAACAAACUCGGUAAAGCCGAAAAAUAUUUAUUUGAAAAACUACUUGCUGAAAAACCUAAUUCAGAAAAAUUAUCUGAACUAAAAGAAGUUUUAUCUGAAUACCAAUCUGAAAUAGAAAAUAUUUUAACUAAUCAGCAAGAAAUAAAUAAUUUAGAAAACCAUUUAGAAUAUUUACAAGAAUUACAAACUAACCAACUAGAAGCAAAAAUAGAAAUAAAUUACAAUUAA